Messenger RNA from Austrofundulus limnaeus, 1038 nucleotides. RefSeq names its product methionine sulfoxide reductase Ab (gene msrab). Gene Ontology annotation, molecular function: peptide-methionine (S)-S-oxide reductase activity. Bases 95 to 742 code for a protein of 215 amino acids. Gene Ontology annotation, biological process: cellular response to oxidative stress. The record is from RefSeq and is a predicted model, not a curated record. Lineage: Eukaryota; Metazoa; Chordata; Actinopteri; Cyprinodontiformes; Rivulidae. The transcript has 6 exons. Gene Ontology annotation, cellular component: cytoplasm.
GUUACGGAGGCAUCCCGGAAGUAGCRGCCGUUCUAAAGUUGUCACGCGCGUCCACCUGCUACUAACUUACCUGUUCGCUGUCGCUGAAACCACCAUGGCAGAAAAUACUCAGGUGACGAGCAGAGAGCAAGCUCUGGAGGGAAGACAGGAGAAAAUGGUCGUGGCAGACAAGCAUGCAGUCAAUGGGAAUCCCACUGUGGAGCCCUUUCCAGAAGGCAUGGAAACCAUCAUGUUUGGAAUGGGCUGUUUUUGGGGAGCUGAGAGACUCUUCUGGCGACUUCCAGGAGUUUUCUCCACACAGGUGGGCUAUGCUGGAGGCGUUACAUCUAACCCGACUUACAYAGAAGUCUGCACAGGUCGGACAGGCCACACCGAGGUGGUGAGGGUGGUCUUCUCCCCUCAGGACAUCAGCCUCGAGGAGCUGCUCAAACAUUUUUGGGAGAACCACGAUCCUACACAAGGCAUGAAGCAGCAUAAUGACGUCGGUACACAGUAUCGUUCAGUCAUUUACACAUCCAACCCCACUCAACAGGAACUCGCUCUGAAGAGUAAAGGGGUCUUCCAGCAGGAGCUGAAGAAGAAAAACCUUGGACCAAUCACAACAGAAAUUCUGGAGGGGCAGGAGUUUUUCUACGCUGAAGACUACCAUCAGCAGUACCUUAAGAAGAUUCCCAAAGGCUACUGUGGCCUCAAAGGCACCGGGACUCCUUGUCCCAUCGGCGGCAACAAGGAUGAGAUUUGAGGAUGAUGAUGGAAAAUUUAUGGAUGGUGAUAAAAAAAAUUGGAGAAAAAUCAAAAUUAUUUUUGUAUCUACAUUUGAUCACAAGAUUUGAAUAUCUUCUAAAAACAGCUACACAAUUAAAAAAAUUCUAAGUUUUUUUUAAGAGCAUCCAUUGUAUUUACAGGUAAUCAUAUUAGUCAAAUCAUAAAUAUUUAAUCAGCCUGAAAUAAUUUGUUCAAAGCCUCAGAACCUCAGUGUACAAAGAAUUCAUGAAGGAAAGUGAAAAAGAAUAAAAUAAAAUAAAGCACUUGAAAGCA